AGAAAGCAGAGCAACAGCUUGGGCAGGGGCAGGGGAUCAGAGUGGCACACCUGUCGAACAGGCUGGCCUCAAAGCAAAGAGCCAAAUGUAACUGGUCCAAGUCAAACUAGAGGCAGCACUCCACCCACCAAUCCCAGUUAUUCCCUGUCUGCCUAACACAGGUUGGACCUGGAGUUAGUGGGGCAUGUCCAGGACUGCUUCAUUUCAACAGGCAUCGUUUGAGGAGUGAACGCACGCAAUAAGGAAAUGAAACAGAAGUGAUUUCUGGACAACAGAUUACAACAGACUCAAUCAGUUUUUGUGUCUUGGAGAAGCCUGUUGCUGGCGCGCAUGUUCUGGGAAGGAAGUUUCUCAGCAGGAUUAUGAAAUGACCAUUACUCAGAAACCUUCUUCCUCUUUGUGUGCCUGAACUGCAGUUGUGCUUUUUUGGCUUGGGUUUUUGGAAAACUGAAGCAGCUGGGCUGCACAAGAGGAAAUAGCAGCUGGGAGCCUCUGCCAGGCAGUAGGUCACUGAGUGAAAGGAUCACACUCACCAGAGCAGAGGUGCUCACAGGAGAAAAAUCCCUGGCAACUUAAUUAAGGACUCUUAGAAGCAAGAGCAACUGAGCUUCUUCCUUGGCUGGAAAAGAUCCCAGUUUCCAGCUUGGCUGGUGAGUCUUUCAAUAGCAACCUCUGCAAUGUUGCUGGAAUGAGAUCACUCCCCUAGUCACCCAGGAGCAGCUGAACUAAACAUUUAAAAAGAAAACAAGCAAGGCAUUCCUACCACCUUUGAAACCUUUGAUCACUUGCAUUUUCCAGACUGCUCUUUGAGAACCCAGAUCAGGGCUAAUCAUCAUGCACAUCACUCAGUACUUGGUGAUUCUGCUCUUCACAGGACUGAAACUCUCCAAGGUAGAAGGAAGAUGUUUUUUCAAUAACUCCCAACAGCACUGCAUCUGCUUACAUUUAUCUGAGAAAACCCUAAGAAGUCUCACACGUUGUCUCCUUGCCACUGAAUUUGAGUUUCGAGGAGGAAACUUGGAGAAAUAUUUAGGGUUCUUACCAUUCAAAUUAGAACCAUCAGUAAUUGACAUGCUGGGAACUCUGAUGGUGACCAAGGUGAUCUUUGGAGAACUUGAUGUGCCAGAGGUUCUCUUGGCAUCUGUCAUGAAAUUCUUUUCCUACACUCAAGUCACAAUGCUUGGAUUUGAAAGUUGCACCUUCCUUGGAAAUGCCAGCUGGGCUCACAUGGCUGGGCAGAUUUUGCCAAUCUCAUCAUUACGCUUUCACAAUGUGACCUCCACUUCCCUGGUGGACAGAGCCCAGGACUUCUUCAGCUUGAGCAGCUGGCUGGAGAGCCUGCAGAAUCUGACUGUGACACAGUCCCAGGUUGCCCGUGUUCCAUGUGGUAUUGGCAAAAUGUUUAGAACCUUAAACCAUCUGGAUUUAUCAGAAAACCACUUCCAAGAUCAAAGUCUGGGAUCUUCAUUCUGCCAGGGAGCUUUCCCAGAGCUACAGGUACUAAAACUCCGUCGCAAUAACCUGAUCUCCUACCACACCAUAUGUGAAAUGCUGCAGCAGCUGACCAGUCUAGCCCACCUAGAUCUGAGUGAAAACAACCUUGCAGCUUCCUCGUCGUCUUCAUGUCUAUGGCAGCCUUCUCUCUCCAUCUUUAACUUGUCCAGCACAGGCAUAGAUCACAUUGUCAUACCUCUGCCUCCCAACAUUGAAGUUCUAGAUGUAAGUUUCAAUAAUCUUCAUUCUCUAGACCUCUCACUCCACUUCCUGAAGGAACUCCACUUGUCCAAUAACAAACUGCAUGCUGUCCCCUCAGCCAAGAACUACCCUGCUUUAGAAGUCCUCAUUCUAGAUGGAAACCUGAUCUCACAUCUCUCAAAGGAAGAGCUGUGGUCUCUGAGACACCUGCGGAAUGUGAAGGCAGGUCUGAAUCCCUAUAAUUGUUCAUGCUCAGGUGCCAGUGAAAUCCAGGCCUUGGCAAACAUAGAGUCCUUGCUGCAAGGCUGGCCUCAAGACUAUGUAUGCAAGUCCCCACCCCAUUACCAGGGUACUUUGGUGAAAGAUGUGCCUGUUUCAGCAGUACACUUCAACAAGGCCGCAGUGAUUGUUCCUGUCUGUGCCAUUCUCAUACAAAUGUGUGUGGCUGGAAUAAUUUGAUUUCCCAGACAUAAAGCAUGGUCUGGCCACCCCUGCUCCUAGGCUGUAGCUUCUUCCCUUCAUGCAGCAGAAAAGAGGCUAUAAGACAUAUUGUUUCUGCAAGGACAAAACAUCUCAGUGACCAAUUCUGCUGCAGCACCAGGGCCUGUAGGAUGAGCUCUCCUGGGAUAGCUGCUCAGGCUAGAGGAUUAGAAGGACCAACCAACUCCUGUGAUUUACAUGGAUGAAACUUCCAGUGAAGCACCACUGUCUGAGCCUCCUCAACACACCAUUUGUAGGGAUGAUCUGUUGGGAGGCUGCAGACAUCUGAGAUGUUAGCAAAUGUAUUGCCAUCACUUUAAAGUACCAUAGUUAUCAGAAAAGUAUUAGUGCUCCAGUAGCAUUAUAGAAACUCCCCAGUCACUCUCUGGCACUAUACCCAGCACAAUCAUGCCUGUAUUUGUCUGGAGUGAGCAAGGUGGAAAGAAGAGGAUCUAAAUUUUGUAUCCAGACAAGCUCCAUAACACAAGGUAGUUUAAUGCCUUUGCCUGCCAGGUCCUUGUGAAUGUUGCCAGUGAUGUACUGAAUAUUUCCUGUCCCAUUCAUGUAGGCUGGAUCUAUACACAAAUUUUCUUUGAGUAUAAAUGCACCAGACCAGAUUUUUGCCAUUAUACCCAUACAGCCCUAUGGAGAUACAACGUAAACACACAGCUUAUUCCACUUCCCAUAUUGGAAUAAGUUAUACAAGAGGAAGGCCUUUAUAUAAGCACCAGUCUAAUUGCAUGCACAGUAUUGGAGUUGUAGCACCUCAACAGUAUUGGUAUAAAAAAGUACAGUAGAACUUAGGUAUGUCAACAGGUUCUUAGCACUAGCAACAAUACAGGCAGCAAACUGCUUUCAGCUAUUUUGAAUCAAAGUGGUUAAUGCAGAUUUACAUCAGUGGAAGGAGAUCAGGAUUCACCCCAAUGUACUCAGUUCACAAGUCAAGGACUUUUUGCUAAUGCCUAGGGCACACUAUAGUUAGCUACUUAACACAAAGCCUUUCUUCACUGCACACCAUGUCUUUCAACUCUCAAAGAGCUUGCAGCCUCCAGAAACAAGGGGCUGACCCAUCAGCUCAGGGCAGAAUACUACAGUGAAGGCAUUCUCAGGUCCCCUCAGGGAGACUUUACUUCUGUACUUUCUUUGUUUUGAUUGACCUGAAAUAAAAGGAGUUUAGACCAAAAGGGAUGGCUUAUCUUUGUUUAUGGAAGACUGGAACCAGCUGUGUGAGUUGUGUGAUGUCCCUUUACAACACGUCAUAUAGGCCUAUUGUACACAUGACAAAAAUUGCCCCUUUUUUCAGUUUAACUGCAUCACAGUUUACAUGUAUGGGGGUUUUUUGCGAUUUAAAUUACUUGUUUGUGAUUCCAAAUAAACCACAUCCUGAUAUAUUUUAAUUUGCAUCGACACAAAUUAAUACAAUGCGUCCAUAGAGCUGUCAAGUAUACAUGGUAAUUUAUUGAAUGACAUGUAAGAAAUCCUUUUGUCCACCAGAUGCCAUUACAAUUUUUAUGUAGUGAGCCUGUUUGUCCAUCAGAUGUCGCUUUGAUUUGCAGAUAGGAGAGGGAGAGGAUACCUGCAAUUUUUUAGGUGCUUGUGUAAACUGUGUAUAUUUGAACACCAUAUGUAGCAGCCCAUCCAGCUCAACAUGAAUCAAUCUUCUGCUCACCUGCACAGACAACUGCACCCCCAUCCCUCCGCCCCUGCAAUGCUCUGGCCAGGGUGACAAUGGCACCAUCACCUGUCCCUGGUUUCACCCAGGAAUGAAGAACCACUUGGCUGCCUGAAGGGGGGAGUGCUUUCAUUUGGUUUCAGAGCAAAUGGUGCCCUCCUGCUCACAUGACUGAAACCCAUAGCGUCCAUGCUUCAUAAUUGAUUUUUUUUCCUUGUGCUGCCAUGUCAGUCACAGUUGCAUGAUGCUCACCCCACAAUCAGACCCAUGGGUGUUCUUGCAACAGCAGCAGGCAGCCCUUACUGACAACGGCACUGUCACCCCAUAAUCUUCUCCUGGUUCCAUCCAGGAAUGAAGAACUGCUUGGCUGCUUGAAGAGGGCGCCUUGCAUGCUUUCAUUUGCCCUUCAAAGCAGAUGGCACCUGCCCUCUCACAGGACUCCCCAGAUCUAAACAGGCUUGGUCCAAAAGAUCUCCAGGUCCAAAGUGAGACCCCCCCCCACCUGUCACUGAUACUAUCUCUGUCAUACCCCACCCACAGCCCUGACAGUGCCCCACAUUGGUGACCUGCCACACCAUGGGUCCUGGAUGGGGAUUUACCAGGUUUUCCAGUUUUACAAGUUUUACUACCCUUUCUCCUGGUGCCUCUGUCAACAACUGUUGAUUUGCCAGUGCUAAGAACAAAGCCAGGGAGCCUGACUUGAUUACCUGCUAAUAGCCCACAUUGAAAGAAAAUAAAAUAGUUUAUCAUCAUUAACUGUAACUGGUCUAUUAAGCAUCAUUUACAUAAAUCACCAAACCAUACAGCAUUUACAAGGUAACAGUAAUCAACAAGCAAUAUUCUUCAACUUUUAAAACCACAAGCAAUAAUCAACAACUUUUAUAACAACAACUGUUAUUACAACAACUUUUAUAACAACAAUCAAUAACAAAAAGCAUUGACUGUUUAAAAUGAGAAACACAUGAUAAUCAUUAAUCAACAACUUUCACUACAGAUAAGCAAUACUAUUUUCUACAUUCCCGAGCUGGACUGCCAUUCUCUCUCCUGUUCUCAUGAAUACCUCCUGCCACAUUGUCCGGUCAACACGUGGCCACAGACAUGACGUACCUGUCUUGCAAUCUCAUGCAAGCACACCACACAGGUACUGAUGAUUUUGACAACCCUAUCUAUCCAGGCAUCAUUAACAGAGUUCCUAUCUGGUCUGCAUUUUUUCGGCAGCAGCAUAACAAGUGGAGUGGAAAAUCAAAGAAUGCAGGGAAAUGAGCUUUUUUGAGAGCUGUUACAGGCCAGCUACUGUAGCAAAACCCCCAGUUUUUCUUUUUUUCUUUUAUUUUAAAAU
This is a messenger RNA of Alligator mississippiensis (American alligator), 5186 nucleotides long. RefSeq names its product toll-like receptor 2. Gene Ontology annotation, molecular function: lipopolysaccharide binding; protein binding. Gene Ontology annotation, cellular component: membrane raft; external side of plasma membrane; lipopolysaccharide receptor complex. Gene Ontology annotation, biological process: positive regulation of type I interferon production; positive regulation of type II interferon production; toll-like receptor 4 signaling pathway. NCBI's taxonomy places the organism in Eukaryota, Metazoa, Chordata, Crocodylia, Alligatoridae. The transcript has 3 exons. The coding region runs from base 835 to 2154 and encodes 439 amino acids. The record is from RefSeq and is a predicted model, not a curated record.